CGCCUGCGGGACGCUGAUUGGUCCGCGUCAUCUGGCGUCACCAGAGGGUUUUUAAUGCUCAACCUGACCAGCAGCGCUGCAAAGUCCGCUGUGGCUGAAACGCGGCGUGCUGGUGUGUCGAGUCGUUGGAGCCGGCGGCGAGCGCGGCUAAUCGAAGAUAACCCAGUUUGUGCUACCUGCCAUUUCAAGGCCUCCUCCUCCUGGCCUCUGCUGGAACUCCAGGCCUUCUCCUCAGGUCCACCCUGCACCCUUAGCUCACCAUGGGGAAUCACUUGACUGACAUGGCACCCACAGCCUCAUCCUUUUUGCCCCACUUCCAGGCCCUGCACGUUGUGGUCAUUGGGCUGGACUCGGCAGGGAAAACUUCCCUUCUCUACCGCCUCAAGUUCAAGGAGUUUGUCCAGAGUGUCCCCACCAAGGGCUUCAACACUGAGAAGAUCCGAGUGCCCUUGGGGGGGUCCCGUGGAGUUACUUUCCAAGUGUGGGAUGUUGGGGGUCAGGAGAAGCUGCGGCCACUAUGGCGCUCCUACACCCGCCGGACAGAUGGACUGGUGUUUGUGGUGGACUCAGCAGAGACUGAAAGGUUAGAGGAGGCCAAGGUGGAGCUGCACCGAAUCAGCAAAGCCUCCGACAAACAGGGGGUGCCGGUGCUGGUGCUGGCCAACAAGCAGGACCAACCGGGGGCACUGAGUGCGGCUGAGGUGGAGAAGAGGUUGGCGGUCCGGGAGCUGGCAGCCGCCACGCUCACCCACGUGCAGGGCUGCAGCGCCGUGGACGGGCUGGGCCUGCAGCCAGGACUCGAGCGCCUGUACGAGAUGAUUCUGAAGAGGAAGAAGGCACCUCGGGCAAGCAAGAAGAGACGGUGACCCGAGGCUGCCCCUACCCCACCUACUAGGGGUCAGUGCAUAAAUGAUAGGCAGGCAGGGCCAGUGCCCUCCCAGCCAGCGUGGGUGCCGGACCUGGCCACCUCAAGGGACUGAAGGAGCAUGGGGGAGGUCCUGUUUCGGUGCCACGUGGGGGAGGGGAGAUGAAGCGUCUUCUCUGCCCUUCACCUCUUAGAGGGUAGGGGCUGGAAGACCGGAAACGGAAAUGUAUAUGCUGACUCUACCUCGACCCUGGUUCUCUCCGAGUCCUUCCCUAGCCGUUUAUUUGGAUGUGUAUUUUUGUUUUUGCAGGGGGAGGGUGUGCAGACAGUUGCCCAGAGAAUGCAUUCGGGAUGAAUGGAGAACGUGUUCCCUCUCCCCACAGUUGGGGGCGGGGGCUCCUCAGCUGCUCUUCUGGGCACAAUCAUUGUGUCUGUGAAAGAGCCACGAGUCCUCCCCACGUUUGUAGAGUCCCCAAACCCGUUUUUAUAAGCUUUGCGUGUCCUCCGUAUUACUUUUUUUUUUUUUGUAAGCAUUUGCCUGUAAGUUAUUAAAGUUGGAUGAUUCUGG
Molecule: messenger RNA, 1433 nt
Organism: Alexandromys fortis (reed vole)
Lineage: Eukaryota; Metazoa; Chordata; Mammalia; Rodentia; Cricetidae
Gene: Arl4d
Product: ADP ribosylation factor like GTPase 4D
Exons: 2
Coding region: 261-866 (201 amino acids)
Biological process (GO): intracellular protein transport; vesicle-mediated transport
Cellular component (GO): cytoplasm; plasma membrane
Molecular function (GO): GTP binding; GTPase activity
Source: RefSeq, a predicted model, not a curated record